AUGCAGCGCGGACCCCCUAACUCGACGAAGAUAGCAUCUUCGGCUUCACCACCAGCGCUGUCCACGUCGGGAGUUUUCAUCAAGAAGCGCACAAAGAAGGGCACAUCACCUUCCACGGUUGGGGCGGCGACAGCUUCAGCGGUGCCCGAGAGCACCACUCGAAGAGGACGCCACCCCUCUUCCUCCACACGCGUGAUAGGCAAGGGGCCCAUAAAGGCUUCCUCGGCGACCCCUGGACGAAAGGGUGAGUCCGCGUUACUCCAGUCGGACGCGUCGAGCGCGAUAACCAACACUGUAACUGCGCACUCACUGCCAUCCCCAACACCGUUUACCUCGUCAUCGCAUCUGCUCCCGCCCGCAGUGAACAGUGCGGGUGCGAAACGGUGCGCUUUAAGUAUCGCCACCGCAGGCUCAGCCACAAAGGCCCCAUCAGUCGCUGUCGCCAAUCUGCGAGGCAAGGGCUCCGCUGGCUCCCUUCCCUCCGCACCGGCGACAGCGCCUAAGCCAUCAUCGUUCACCGCUAAGGCGGCAUCGGGGAAAAGUGCCUCCGUAGGCUGCCGCAGCCGCACCGCCUCUGUCAUAAAGAUGGGCGGCCAGCGCGGCAGCGUCGCACCUCACCUCCCUGCUGUGUGCAGCGACAGGGAUGUCGUUGCAGCGGCUGCCAAGGAUCGCGGUAGCGAUGAUAGCGAGAAAUCAGAAGAGAGUACGCCACACUUGGGGUCAGCCAUCACCCCCAUUGUUGCUCUCGCUUUUCCUAUUGCCACCCGGGGCGAGAGCAGCAACGGUAGCCUCGCAGGUGCAGUCACAGACGUGCUGCCACCCUUACGCUUGCUGGCCAGUGCCGAGUCCAAGUUCAACCAUGGUGCGCACUCGCCGACUCGGCCGUCGCUGCACAAGACGCUGAGUAGUACAGCCCCGCAUCACCCUUCCCCACACGCCCCUGCGAGCUACAUCAAGGCACCUGUAGAUCGCGUGUCGUCACAGGCCUUAGUCAUGAACCCCCUCUCGCCUACGAUGAUCGAAGCAUCUUUACCAGAGCGGAAGUCAAGUAGUGGUGUGACCACCAGCACCAAAAUCGGUGUCGAUAGUGCCGUCGGCGGCUGGCGAGCACACUGCUAUGCGCCGACGAUCCCUUCGCAUAGCGCCGCUGCAGAGUGCGAAGGAGGAGCCGGAGGCGGCGGCGUGCCGGCGAAGGGGAAGACAGGCAAUAGACUCAGCAAGACCCCUGCCCAAGGAGUUGGUAGCCAGAGAGAUGACGAGCCCUCGAGUGACGAAGAGGGGGACGAUGAGGAUGGUAGCGACAAGGAAGACGAAGAGAGCGAGGACAACGACUACGAUGAUGGCGACACGUCAGACGAGGACGAUGAGAACGACGACGACAGCAGCGCUGAUGACGACGACGACGACGAUGCGUCGAUGUCGGCCUCAUCUUCCUCCUUAAGCACCUCGACGGCAUCGACCUCUGCCGGCGGCGGGAAGUCAUGGGGAAAGAAGCGGAGUAGCAAUAAACUGAAGCAGCACACUGCCGUGGUUGAGAAGAACUCGGCCGUGCCGUCCUCACCGUCAGAGUGUGCGCGGUGGCGCGGUGGACCCGAACCAGCGGCGCAGCUGACUCGAACAAAGGUGUCGAGAGAGGGUGACGUGAACGUAAAGGUCAUCUUCGCCGUUCGUUCUCGUCACUGCUUCCGCCGCUACGUGAAGGAGGUGAUGACGCGCUUCGGCUUUCAGAAGGCGACGGACUUCGAUAUGUACUGUAUUGAUCAGUACGGCGACCGCGUCGACAUCGACACGGCGGAGGACUUUGACCAGCUGCUUGACGCGUUCACCAUGGCCAUGACGGAAGGUAAGGAGGCUCUCGGCAGCUCCCCAUGCCUGCACGCCUCUUCGCCGCCGCCGCCGAUGUCCGUGGCGCCCCUCUAUCACCUUUACAGCGGCACUCAAAGCACGAGUGGCUGUAGAAUAUCCUCGCCAGUUGAUGGGCUAAACAUGAAUGACCAUGCCCACGCGCGAGCCAUGAGCUUCAGUGCAAACUACAACAACGCAUCCUCCUUCUAUGCCGGCAGGUCUUUCUCCUUAUUCCCCAGGUUGGAUGCGACCACCACGUCGUUCAUCAGCACCGGCGGCCUCGUGGAAGAUGAUGGCAAGAGCAGCGGCAGCGUGCUGCGGCUUUAUGUGCGCUACUCGAACGCCUACUACGCUGAGCACCGGCAAGAGUUCCAGCAGCAGAUGCAAGAGUGCCCGAGAUACCCGCAGAGCGUCUUGAGUAACGGUGGCAGCGGUACCCAUUGGCAGCAGCAGCUCUCGCUUGGCUCGCGUUCGAGCAAGGGGCAGCCUCAAGCAGACCUGUUUCCAAGCAGCCAUGUCUCGCCUGGUGAGACAGGCUUCCCCUUCGCGCGGAUGCUGUUUGCAAGCACGAGUGGUGGCGUUAGCAAAGGAUGUGGAGGCGUCGGCAACGCUUCAAGCCGCGACGAAUUCUGCGCUGGCUAUGGCCAAUCCGAAGACUGGCCUGGUACCUCCUUGGAAAGCGUGUCGCUGCAGUUCAGCGAGACACUCUGCAGCAAUCUUACCAAGACGUUCCAACUUGAGGAGGGGCAGCUGGUAGACUGGCGGCGCAUGAGCGUGCUUGGCAAGGGCUCCUUUGGCACAGUCUACGAGGGCAUCACCCAGGAUGGGAAGAUGUUGGCGGUGAAGGUGCAGGAGCUGCCUCUCGAUGACGGAGAGGAUGCGGAGGCGGUGAAGGCGUUGAAAACAGAGAUCAACCUCAUGCGUUUGCUGAAGCACAAGAACAUCGUCGCCUACUACGGGUGUCAGACUCGCGUGCUGCCGACAGGCAACCAGCAGAUGGAAGUCUUCCUCGAGCUAUGCCACGGUGGCAGUCUCGCCUCCCUGCGGCGGAAGUUUUCCAAGGCCAAGGAGCCAUUCAGCAUCUCGCUCGUGCGCUCAUACACUCGGCAGGUGCUGGAGGGGUUGGCCUACCUGCACGCCCAGAACGUCGUGCAUCGCGACAUCAAGAGCGACAACGUGCUCAUCUCUGCCAUGGGUGAGGCGAAGCUCGCUGAUUUUGGGUGCAGCAAGCGGUUG
This is a messenger RNA of Leishmania braziliensis MHOM/BR/75/M2904, 3081 nucleotides long. Its product is annotated as putative protein kinase. The transcript has a single exon. Gene Ontology annotation, molecular function: ATP binding; protein kinase activity. The record is from RefSeq and is a predicted model, not a curated record. The annotation marks the transcript as partial. Gene Ontology annotation, biological process: protein phosphorylation. Lineage: Eukaryota; Euglenozoa; Kinetoplastea; Trypanosomatida; Trypanosomatidae.